CAAAUAUCCUGCUGGUGUGGUUUACGCAGGAUAUAUGUCAUUUCUAGCGCCUUUUUGCCUUUAACUUUGCUUAUGGGCUUCUCUUUUGAGAUUUGAAUGCAUAUGAGGACAUGAAUUCGGCCGAACAGACCAUCACAUGGUUAAUAACGCUGGGUGUCCUGGAAUCACCCAAAAAAACACUAUCGGAUCCUGAAGGGUUUUUACAAGCGUCCCUCAGAGAUGGAGUGGUUUUGUGUAAACUAUUGGAACGGUUGCGACCCGGUGCGGUUCACACGAUCUAUCAGGACCCGAGGAAGGAGAGCGAGUCUUUGAGUAAUAUCAGAGAGUUUGUGAAAGGCUGUGCAUUACAUCACAUAGAGGUAUUUGAGGCCAAUGAGCUGCUUCAGGGCCAGAACUUCACGAAGGUUUUGAAUUGCUUGGUUGCACUCAACAAAGCAACUUCAGAUUGCGGUGGUGGGAGUGAUUCUGUGUGUCUUCAUAACUCGUCUUCUCUCCAGAUCAAGUCCUUUGACUCCAUCAACUGUCCAUCCACUCACAGUAGAUCCUCCAGACACAAGUACAACCAGUACCGCAGUCUGGACAUGUCUGAAAGCAGUGGCCUUCAGGUGCUGGUGAAAGCAAAGUUUAACUUCCAGCAGACCAAUGAGGAUGAGUUGUCCUUCAGUAAGGGUGACAUGAUCCAGGUGACACGGCAGGCAGACGGUGGCUGGUGGGAAGGGACUCUCAAUGGCAAAAGCGGCUGGUUUCCUAGCAACUAUGUCAAAGAGAUCAAAGGCUAUGACAAACCUGUGUCUCCCAAGUCUGCAUCACUGAAAAGUCUGCCCAAGGGCUUUGAGACUGCUAACGUCUGCAAGACAUACUAUAAUGUGGUGGUUCAAAAUAUUGUCCAGACAGAAACGGAGUACUGUAAAGAGCUGCAGACUCUCCUCUCGACGUAUCUAAGAGUGUUACAGCCCACUGACAGGCUCAGUGUGUCAGAUAUCAGUCACAUCAUGGGCAAUCUGGAGGAGAUCAGCUCUUUCCAGCAGACACUGGUACAUUCACUGGAAGAAAGUGUCAAAGUUCCAGAGAGUCAACAGAGAUUAGGAGGCUUCUUCCUGUCUCUCGUCCCUCAGCUGAGGGGCUUGUACGUGACCUACUGCUCAAACCAUCCAUCUGCUGUUAACGUCCUCACACAACACAGUGAGGAACUAGGGGAAUUUAUGGAAAGUAAGGGUGCGAGCAGCCCUGGAAUUCUCACACUCACCACAGGCCUUAGCAAACCCUUCCUGAGACUGGAAAAAUACACUACACUACUCAAAGAAAUGGAGCGACACAUGGAGGAGAUCCACCUUGACCGUCCAGACAUUCAGAAGAGCAUGGCAGCAUAUAAAAAUCUCGCUGCUCAUUGUCAAGAAGUGAGGAAGAGGAAGGAACUUGAGCUGCAGAUUCUGACAGAGUCAAUUCGUGGUUGGGAAGGGGAGGGAAUUAGGACCCUGGGCUCUGUUCUCUACAUGUCACAGGUCCUCAUUCAGAACCAUGGCACUGAGGAAAAGAAUGAGCGACACUUGUUGCUGUUUCCUCACAUUCUUCUCAUGUUGUCCACCAGCCCUCGAAUGAGUGGUUUCAUCUUCCAGGGAAAACUCCCUCUAACAGGAAUGGCUGUUAAUAAGAUAGAAGACAAUGACUCGACAAAAAAUGCUUUUGAAAUAUCUGGAAAUAUGAUUGAACGGAUCCAGGUGAUCUGUAAUAACCAGAGAGAUCUCCAGGAGUGGAUGGACAAUCUGAACCGCCAGACCAAACGCACUUCAACCAGCAAUAUAAAACCACAGAACACACCCUGCCAUACACUGCCUUCUCAUCCGUUCACACCAUCCAGACACUCAGAGAAUCGAGUUCUAAGCGGAUCUCCAGUCUACCACACUCUUCCUCACCUCUCUUCAUACGGGACCCCACUCAGUGGAAUGAUGUGGGGCCCCCUUGAACCCCCUAAAACCCAAAAACCAUGGAGUCUCAGCUGUCUCCGACCUGCACCACCCCUAAAACCAUCAGCUGCAUUGUGCUACAAAGAGGAUCUCAGCAAAAGUCCUAAAAGUAUGAAGAAGCUUCUGCCAAAACGGAAACCUGAGAGGAAGCCAUCUGAUGAAGAACUGGCAGUAAGAAAAAGCACUGCAGCUCUAGAGGAGGAUGCUCAGAUCCUGAAAGUGAUUGAAGCAUACUGCACAAGUGCUAAAACACGACAGACACUAAACUCAACAUGGCAGGGCACCGAUUUGAUGCAUAAUCACGUGCUGGCUGAUGUUGACCAAUCGUGUGUGGAUGCCAUUGGUUGCCGUAGCAGUGGAUUUCCCUCUGACCAAUCAGAAGACUCUGACUAUGACAGUAUAUGGAUAAAUCACACUAACAGAAUGGGCUCAAUGUCCCGCUCAAGGAAGGAUUCAGGGCCACAUAUGCUUUUUCCUGAAGAAGAGAAAAUCAUUGUCGAAGAGACCAAGAGCAACGGUCAAACCGUAAUUGAAGAAAGGAGUCUAGUGGAUACAGUUUAUGCCUUAAGGGAUGAGGUACAAGAACUUAAGCAGGACAAUAAGAGAAUGAAACGAACUCUUGAAGAAGAGCAAAAGGCACGGAAAGAGUUGGAGAAGACUGUCAGGAAAGUGUUAAAGAGUAUGAAUGACCCGUCCUGGGAUGAGACUAAUUUGUGAAGCUCAUUGGUGCAUUCAUGUCUUAAUGCAACACUUUUUACAUGGAAACUGCUAAUAUUGUCUUAUCUAAAUGAUGAAUCAGUCUUAACUCCUGACCAAAAAAAUAUUGUAAAUAUUGUGACAGAAAUGAACUUUAUAAGGCUUUUUAUUUUUACCCAACCCUUUUCAAGCCGUUUUCGUUUGCAUUGCCAAGUAUGUAGUUCGACCAAUUUUUUAAACAUUCUAUAAUGAUAAAGAAAAUUAGUCUGGACAUCAUUUAUUACCACAGGAACAUAUCUCUUGUCUCUACAGGAUCAGGUAUGGUUUGGCCAACCUGUCCAAAUGACUUCUUGCAGUUUGAUCAUCUCAAGGACAGGUCAUUGGUUCCUAGUCUGAAACUGGGUGUCUCAGGGAUGAUAGACAAUACUGUAUAUUCAAAUAUGUUCCCAGGUCUGCAUCACUUGCUGUGUCCUCUGACUUUUGGAAAGUGAUGACAUUCAUUUGGAUUUUUCCAAUGGGGAAAAAACCUUGCAAUACAGUCCUGGAGACAUUUCAGUAGGAACUAGGUUUUGUUUUUCAGAGAUUUAUUUGUUUUUUGUUACACAUUUCAAGGUUUUAAAAUGACCUCAAUUUUAAUUUUGUUUGAUUGCUGUUGUGCACAUUGCAGCUUUUACUAUGAUCCGCUAUACUUAUUGUAUGUUGAUUCACCGAUUUUUGUUUUGUACAGAAAUAAUACUAUAAUGCUCAGAAAGGUGCCUUUUUUUGAACUGAUAUUUCCAGAAUUUUGUCAGCAUUUCUAGUUCUGUCAGGAUUUUAAAGAACCUUUGUGAGAGACCUGUACGAUAAGAUUGAUUUUAAUUAACACUAAAUCUGUGGUGAGAAACUUGUUGUCUAAUUUAUGUAUUUAAAUGAACUAUUGUCUACUGCAAAUCUACUGUGUAUUGUGAAAUUGAUCCCUUUCUUCCAGAUAACCUCAGCUACUCUUUCUUCCCAGAGCACUCUCUCAAACUUACUAUUUCUUGCUGAUUGAAUUAAAUAAAGUUAUUAAUCCGACAUGUCAAA
Molecule: messenger RNA, 3722 nt
Organism: Xyrauchen texanus (razorback sucker)
Lineage: Eukaryota; Metazoa; Chordata; Actinopteri; Cypriniformes; Catostomidae
Product: rho guanine nucleotide exchange factor 7-like
Exons: 22
Coding region: 111-2681 (856 amino acids)
Biological process (GO): intracellular signal transduction
Molecular function (GO): protein binding; guanyl-nucleotide exchange factor activity
Source: RefSeq, a predicted model, not a curated record